AUGUCGGCACCAACUUUGACAUCGCGCUCGCGUAAAGCUUGGCUACCAGUCCUCCUCAUCGCCAACCUUGUCAUCACCAUAGUGACCUUUAUUGCUGCCUGCGUCCAUUACAAUUCCUUCACCACUCUUUUUUUGUACUUGACCCUACUCGUCGUCGCCUUUCCUCUCCUCUCCCUUUCGCUCUUGCUGGUCAAGUCCAAUUCAUACAACUACAAGCUCCAGCUGCUCGAGUUUACUCCCAACUCAACGCCCCUGUCGGAGCAGGCAUCUUUCUUCUCCUCUAGCAUCGUCAGUCGCAGUCCAAGCCCUCCACCGGUCACGACUGCAUCAACAACCACGAGUGCGAGGAGAAGGCGAUCGUGUCGUCCGGCUCGCCUAGAGACUGCCGCCAAAUGUGCUCAGUACCUCUUUGCUGUCAUCUGGUUUCUCGCCAUCGUUGAGUGGAUCUUCUUCCGCCCCAUCUUCCCUUCUGGUUCCGGCUCAGAUCUCGACGAUGUGACGUCUCUCAUCAAAGCCUCCAUGCCAGCUAGUUUGGCGUCUCGACAACCAUUCAAGGUCUUCAUCGCCUCGAACCUCUACAACAACCAAGAGAUCUUGCCGACAUACAUGUCUUCACUCAAGAAGCUCAUCAAUCAUCUUGGACCAGACAAUGUCUUUGUUUCGAUCUAUGAAUCACAUUCAACCGACCAAACCAAGCCCAUGCUAGCCCAACUCGAGACGGAUCUUGCUCACAUGCAUGUCCCGCGUCGCAUCCUCUCCGAUGAUCAAGCUGUCCGAAUGAACAAGUCUUCCGCUGUUCAGGAUCGCAUCGAAUUCCUUGCUGGCGUCAGAAACGUUGCUAUGCAACCUCUCCUUGACCACAACAGCGCUGAAAAGUUCAGCCAUGUGCUUUGGGUCAACGACAUCAUCUUGAGUGCUCAAGAUGCCCUUCAGCUGCUUCAAACCAACAAUGCACAUUAUGACCAGGCAUGUGCCAUGGAUUUCAUUGGCAACGGCCUCUACGACACUUGGGUUACCAGAGAUGCUGAAGCCAAAACACUCAAACGUACAUGGCCUUACUUCAAGCGCACGCAGGAUAUUGAGGCUAUGCGAGAAGGCAGACCUUUCGAGGUCAACUCGUGCUGGAACGGUAUCACUGCAUUCGAUGCAAAGUGGUUCUAUCCCUCUUCGUCCUUUUCUUCCCUCAAGACCGAUGAGGAAGGACCAGUGACUCUGCCUCUCAAGUUCCGAUCCUCGCCCACAUGCGUCUCUUCAGAGUGUCAGCUGGUAUCGUACGACAUUCAUCGAGCCUCGCAACCGGCUCGACCUGUCAUCCUGAUCAACCCGGCCGUCAAGGUAGCCUACACGCACAGACACUACUUUUUGUACAACAGUCUCAUUCCUUCGCCUCUUGUUAGGACUUGGAGGAUCGUGUGGCGCGACUGGAUCGGGUACAGGCUGUUUGGCUGGGUCAGUGAGGGCAGUAGGUGGGAGAAUGGGUGUAGGGCUGAGCAGAAGAGUUGGGCCAAGGCGCCAUUGAAUUCAUUGUAG
This is a messenger RNA of Ustilago hordei, 1530 nucleotides long. RefSeq lists its product as uncharacterized. Lineage: Eukaryota; Fungi; Basidiomycota; Ustilaginomycetes; Ustilaginales; Ustilaginaceae. Bases 1 to 1530 code for a protein of 509 amino acids. The transcript has a single exon. The record is from RefSeq and is a predicted model, not a curated record.